Messenger RNA from Styela clava, 2166 nucleotides. RefSeq lists its product as uncharacterized. The record is from RefSeq and is a predicted model, not a curated record. Lineage: Eukaryota; Metazoa; Chordata; Ascidiacea; Stolidobranchia; Styelidae.
CAGGCCUCUUUAACGCAACGCGGAUGUGAUUUGACUAAUUCCUUCUUGUGCUUAGUUAGGUUAGCCGGUUAAAUUUAAGUGUGGUAACAUAUGUGGAUUAUAAAUAACGAAAACAUCCAACGUGUUAAUUAACAUUUUAUUGUACUGUAAUGCAAGCCUGGAAGUACCAUAAUCUGUGAUUGUAAAGGCCAGGCCAGUGUAGUAAAUCAUACCAACAUGUCCGGAUAAUUUGACCUCUGUUGCCUCCAUUUUCAAGGAUAAGUAGAUAAAUAAUUUAUCGCAUCAUUUCUCGAGCAAUUCAGAACAACCAACAAAGAGUGCAAUGUCUUGUGUUCCAAGCAUGAAUGCAUAUGUGGCAUGUCAUACAUGCCAUAAAGAUACUGCUUCAUCUGCUCAGCCUGCAGUCACGACAGGUAUUAAUUGCGACCAUGGAAACAUUGCAAAACAACAAACGAUAAAGGAUGUUCCAAAUACUGACAGCCCAUCCCUUUUUCGACAUGUUUUUCGUUAUAACGUACAGCAAGCAUCAUCAGCGCCAUCAAGUCCAAGACCUGAGCACAGCAGUAACAAUGGUUUGUUGGCAAAGAUAAAAUUGAGAAUGCGAACGUAUUCAGGAGAUUCUGAGUCAUCCGAGCGGUAGAACGUUGAAGAAACAAAUAUUUAUUUCGUUAAUUCAAAAUUGUUUUUGUCUCUUUUUUAGCGGAUGUCGCAUUUUGGUGAUUCAUUCACGUAGAUACACAUUUUACCUGUUGUAAUUAUUGUACUUUUUUGCGACAAUAACUUUUCUUAUUUAUUGAGCAUUGUAAAACGUUCAUUCAUUUUUAAAGCUGUGAGUUUGUUCGGGGGGAGUGUUACUAAGUUUUUUUAUAUCCACUUUGAAAAAAACAAUAAUAAGAUGCAUGCAAUAGGAACAAUUCGUACAACUUUAAAUAAACACAAAUGACACAAAAAUCCAAGACCAAACCAAACAUUGCGGUAUUUUUUAAGUUAACUUCAUCUCGGAAGUAAUUUUCAACAGAUUGCAAUAUAAUCCUAAAUUUGGGGCAUUGUAAACUGCACAAUUUUAUAGUUAUAGAAAUAUUGGUUCCAAAGAGCUUCUAAGGCACAUAAUAUCUUUUUUCAAAAGCUUGAAUAUUAUUGGUGUUUAUGUAGCACUCAGUAUCAAAUGUGAUGUUUCUACACAAUAACUCUUUGUACAUAGAUCUGAAUUUUCAACUGUACUUUUCAGCAUUAUGUGGAAAUAUCAUAAAUAUUUUCCAAGUAAACGUCUUAAAUUACUAUGAAUAGCUAAUAAAUGAUAUCGGGUUUUUGGUUACUUUUUCCGCUAUUUCGUUAACCCUAAUUUCACCCCAUUUGGGUUUAUUUACGACGCGUUGCAAAAUUUCCCACACAUUGUACGCUGUUACUACAGCAAUUUCAAAUGAGUGUAGUCGUAUGUUUUCAUUUGUACGUUUUUGGUUUCGCAACCGUAUGAAAUCCCAAAGUGACUGGCUGCGGAUUAGCGUCUCAUAAUUAGGUUGUACCUGGAAUACGACAAAAAUAACUUAUAUCAAGUGCACUUGAUAGCAUGUUGCCUAAUGUUGCGUAAAGUGCACAUGUUGUAAUCACGCCUCGGGUGCGUGGCAUACUGUCGAAACAUUGGCGAAAAUACGAGCUGUGUCACGUGCGGAUUCGACUUACGUAAGUUGAUUCUUUGUCGUAUUGUGAUCGCUGAAAUGGUGAAUAGAUAGGGUUUCGCCUACCCGAUUAGAGUUUCGUAACACCGACUUUAGUUUAUGUGUAUAAUCCAACAUAGGCAACAGGCAACAAACUAAAUAAAAUAAAAAAAACAGACUCAAAACUCAGUGCCUUCAAUACCGAUAUAUACUUCAAAUCGCUUGGCAUCAAUCAUUGGCGUCAGAUAUACAAUGGGGUUAUCUUUAAAUAUUGUUUAUAAAUUUCCCGUCACUACCUUCUUUCUUUAUUCAGUAUUCACUUCUGUUUCAGUUUAUUUUUAGUAAUAAAUUUUUAUGGUGAGAAAAUAUAUUCUCGUUUCUUUUUAUACCUCUUCUACUAUCAUUAGGGAAAAUGACACAAUAAUCAGCCUUUGCGUCAAUUUCCGCAGUUAUGCCCGACGUUCUAUUUGAUUUAAUUCAAAAUCGAGCAUCACUGCUGAGUUGGGUUGUA